AUUCUUCAGAAGGAAAAUGAAGUCUACACUGUAUUUGUGUUUGCUUCUCGUUGGACUUCAAGUCCAAGCUCUUCCUAAACCCAACCAGGGCAACAAACAUAAACAUAAGAAAGAGAAACCUCAUUCCCUAGGAGAUCAUUCUCAAGUGGAACGUGAAAACUCAGCUCACGUGAAGAUAGCCCCCAGCAACGCUGAAUUUGCAUUUAGGUUUUAUAAGCAGGUCACAGAAGAGGGAGGUAACAAGAACAUUUUCUUCUCUCCCUUGAGCCUUUCUACUGCCUUUGCAAUGCUCUCACUGGGGGCCAGAUCAAACACACUCAACCAGCUGCACAAAUGCCUCACCUUCAACCUGACAGAGAUGGAAGAGCAGGAGAUCCAUGAGGGCUUCCAGCAUCUCCUCCAGCUGCUGAAUGACCCUCGCAGAGAGAUUCAAUUGAAUAUGGGCAAUACUCUGUUCAUAGAUGAGAGACUGAAACUGCAAAAAAAAUUUUUGGAUGAUGUCACAAAUUUUUAUUAUUCGGAAGCUGUUUCUAUGGAUUUCCAAAAUUCUGAACAUGCCAGAGAGGAAAUCAAUAACUAUAUAAAAGCAAAGACCCAUGGUAAAUUUGUAGACUUACUGGACAGUCUUGAUGAAGAUGUUAUGAUGAUUCUGACUAACUACGUUUACUUUAAAGGUGAGUGGGAAGAACCUUUUGAAAAUUACGACACCAGAGACGAUGACUUCUUUGUGGAUGCAGAGCAUUCUGUUAAGGUUAAAAUGAUGUUUAAAAAUGCAUACUAUAAUAUCCAUAGGGAUGAGAAGCUGUCUUGCUGGAUAGUAGAAAUACCAUACACAGGAAAUGCUGCUGCCCUUUUUGUUCUGCCUGAUGAAGGGAGUAUGAACCAGGUAGAAGAUGCUCUGCUACAAGAUACAGUGUCUAAUUGGAGCCAAUCACUUGAAGGAAGAAGUGUCGACCUGUAUCUUCCAAAAUUGUCCAUCUCUGGCUCCUAUGAUGUCAAGAGAUUGUUUUUGAAAAUGGGUGUGACGGACAUGUUCAGUAACAAUGCUGAUUUCUCUGGAGUUGCAAAAAAUACGCUCUUGAAAGUUUCCAGGGCAAUUCACAAGGCCAAAUUGAAUAUUAAUGAGAAUGGCACAGAGGCUGCUGCAGUGACCAUGGUAGAAAUGAAGGUUUUCUCUGCAAUAUUUAGUCCUCUUGAAAUCAAAUUCAACAGACCCUUUGUGAUGAUGAUUUUUGACAAAAUCACCAACAGUAUCCUCUUCAUGGGGAAAGUUGUGAACCCAGCUGCCACAGAAGACUAGUCCAGAGCACCUGUACUCCACAACAAAGCAGAGCUUGUGCACAUCUCAAAGAGUUCUUUGCAAAAAAAAAGAAAAAAAAAGGCCAGAAUUGAUCCCUAAUUAAAAAUUAAAAAAAAAAAAGGUAUAUUUUGUAUUAUAUUAUUCUUGUCUUUCAAUAGACAGCUGGGAAAAAUAGAAGCAGGUCAUGUUUAUGAAAUGCCCUAGGAUAAACAUACAGCAGUGAGAUCUUUAUAGAUACUUCCCUAGCUCAUUCAAUCAAAGCUGGCGUCAUGGCCCUUUGCAUGCAGAUAAACCAUCCUCCCAGCUGAAAAUUUCCCUGUCUCUCAUCUUGUAUGUCUAGUCCUCAGCUCAGAAACUUCCUACCAGCACAGAUCCUUUGCUUCCAUCUCCAUUCCUCAUUAGUUUCUCUAGAGUAAAAGUAAGCUGAAUGUCACUGCACAAAUGGUCACCCUUAAGGUUCUUUUGCGCAUGCAGUAAUGCCUGGGCUCCAUGAGAGAACUGCAUUUACUGGGCCUGCAUGGCAAAGCUGUCCUCUCCAAGCACAUUGUUUUUGUCCUUGCACAUUGUAUGUGCAGGAAAAAAACUAGAAAAGAAAAGAAAAAAGCAAAACCAAACAAGUACUGCUAAAUUAACUUGCAAAACCUGCUUUCUGAGGUCAUCUUCACUUGGGGAAAUACAGCUGAUGAAUGGCAGACCAAAUGAAUUUCUUGCCACAACAGAAUGCCACAUCUGACUUCCAGUUUUUCUGGAGCCAUCUUUACUCUCACAUAGCUUGCUCAAGUCAGUAACUCAAAAACAACUGCAGAAAUUUUAACAAGAUUUUGUGGUCCAACAAUUCCAAAAUAAUGAUGUCUAAUUUAAAUAGUUGUUGUUUGACUAUAGCCUCUCUUUUCAGCUUUGGUAUUCCAUGAUUGAGAUGUUAUUCUCCAUCAGCUGUCUCCUCCGGGAUUGCUCCUUUUCUUCCAUUAAAAGUUAUUCACAGCUUC
Tympanuchus pallidicinctus (lesser prairie-chicken) is the source of this 2286-nucleotide messenger RNA. Its product is annotated as alpha-1-antitrypsin-like. Gene Ontology annotation, molecular function: serine-type endopeptidase inhibitor activity. Gene Ontology annotation, biological process: negative regulation of endopeptidase activity. The record is from RefSeq and is a predicted model, not a curated record. Bases 17 to 1300 code for a protein of 427 amino acids. The transcript has 4 exons. NCBI's taxonomy places the organism in Eukaryota, Metazoa, Chordata, Aves, Galliformes, Phasianidae.